Durusdinium trenchii is the source of this 2898-nucleotide messenger RNA. The record is from the annotation of a GenBank genome assembly. Lineage: Eukaryota; Dinophyceae; Suessiales; Symbiodiniaceae.
AUGCCCUACUGCCGCCAAGUGGAAGCCUCGAGUGAGAGGACCUUCUAUGCAUUCUCCGGGUCGAUGAAUUGUCCUGAUGGCAGUGCGGUGAGUGGCUGGUACAAUCUGCCGGGAAUCCCCGUGAAAGGAGACACAUAUGGUGGUCCCAGCAAUGCCACCGGACUGCGUCUCUUUUGCCGCUCCACACCGCUGUUGUCCUCCUGCCAGCAGCCCACAGCAUCCUAUUGUGAGGGAGGAGGGGUCGUGGUGAGUGUCAGCUUUGAUUCCAACAUGUUCAAGCUCGGCUGCUGCAAGUUGCAAAGGCGCUUGGGCAUGGCAUUGACCUCGCAGCCUCGCAAGAGUAUGACUUACCAGGACUUCAACGGCUACUACUGUCCCAGUGACAUAGACAUCACUGGCGCCCCCAGCUACACGAAGACUUUCAUCCCUUCCUUGGGUGAGCCUGCUGUCUCACUGCCCAAGAACAGCCAGAGACGUGCAGCCUUCCUAAGGCAGCAACCGUCUUGGACAUUGACCUGGAAUCGUUUCCGAAGAACUUGGGAGCUUCGAAGAGAUGGACAACUCGUUAAAUCGUUGCCUGGAAUGGACGAAAGUCCAGUGACGUUGAACGGCUCCACCUUCUCAGCAACAUUCAUUGAAGCCCUCUCUGCAGAUUUUGUGACAGGAUCAACCCCAAAAACGCCCUUCCCUAAGCAGAAGCCGAAGCUGCCUCAACUGUUUUCCUUCCAUUCCAAUCAGCCAGAUUACAAGGAGUACUGCAACCCAGCCUAUUUGCAGAACCCGUAUGCCUUCCCGAGUGGCGACUCCAUCAAGCAAACCAACCCAUGCUAUCACACCUUCAACGCACAGCCUGUUCAACUGCAGCCAAAGCCGAAGGGAAUGAUGCUGAAAGGGAUCACGGAGCAGGCCUUUUGGCAAUGCAGUGAGCGAAGCAAGCAGCGAUCAUACAUGACAGCGAUCACCAAGAACAACAACCAGAAAAUCAAGGAUGCAUCUUCCUCCUUCGAUGCCAAGAUGCAACAGAUCUCCCUUGGCAUUCAGCUUGCAGCGGCUAUUGUUGGGAUGAUUCCUUGGGGAAGCUACGCGCUGCCACAGGAGAAGGGGGCAGAGGAAGCACAGGAUGCAGUCCGGAGAGACUCGAGUGAAGAACUGAUGGAUCACUACUUCGAACACUUCAUUUACUUUGCAGAUCAAGCUGAACAAGACGUCAAGAAGGGCUUUGGUGCAAAGAUGUUUGAUGUGAUGAAGCAAUUUGCAUUGACAACCUUGGAGAACAUCAGUUCGGCCCCGUUCCAGACCUUGAUCAGCGGCGUUGACGGCAACGGUGGAGUCUUCAACAUCGCAGACAAAUCCCUGUCUAUGAACAGCCUCAUCAACCCAACAGUUGGGCCCUCACCACCAGUGCCAAGCAAUGGAGCGAUGAAGAAUGUCACAAGCCAAAUCAUCAAACAGACACUUCCACAAAUGUCGGGCACUUUGACGACGGACAUGGAGAAUUUGGCUACAGCCUCAUUGAAAGAUUGCCUCCCUUUGCAGUUCGGCCUAUCCAAGGUGAUGUGCGACCUUUUUUGCAUCGACGACGCGGUGCGUAGUGGGACCACUGCAGUCUUGAGCAGUUUGCAAGAUUCUCAUGCCGCGCUGAUGACGAACCUCCAAGCCUUGCUCGAUUACCAGACACAAUAUUUGCUUUGGGCGAUUGGCACCGCGGUGAAUCCCCACCCGGUUGCGCUGGAAUCUGAGGAGGUUUUGGCAGUUCCGGUACUGCUGAAAGAAAUCGAGGAGUUUCCGGAGAAGGAGAUGAGGCUUGGUUUGGUCUUGGGCCGAGAGGUCUUGGAUUGGCACCGGAAGACCGGAGAAGAACUGACAGACCGGAUCAUGGCCAUGUCCAUCAACGCCUCCAUGGAGAACUGGCCUCAUCGGGUGAAGUCCAUGAAAGGAAUGCUACAUCACUAUCGCAAGAGCUUGACUGAUCGUCUUCAACCUGAGAAGCGCCGUGAUAAUGACUUGCCUUCUGUGCCGUCCACUCAGAAGAUGGUCAAAGAGAAGUUGCAGUAUCUGAGUGAUCAGGCAUCCGAGCACCGUGAGGUGGCGGAGGUGGUGCAAUCCUUACACAUGCAGCACGUGAAAUCGCCGGUACCGCUCUUGGAGGACCAAGCAAGAACAUCGAUUUUGGAGUCUUUCCUGCACACCCAUGAGAAGCACAACACUUUCAGCAUGCUCCACUUAAAGGCCCUGGACCAGACGGACUACGCAGUUAACUUGGCGCACAACUUCUCUGAGUGUGCAGGAGUAGACACCGCCUUGUUGCGGGAAGCGUGGCAACGUGCCUUUCAUGCUGAUGAACGAAGCAGUGAGGCCUUGCUGGAAGCCUGGGCAGCCACCCUUACCACCUCCGAACGUCUACAAGUCGCCGUGAAGGACGAGGGCUUUUUGGAUCGGUUGCCACACCUCAUCGUCCUGGACACUGAGGACCAACGCCUUGACCCUUUUGACGGCAUGUCGGAACCAACGCCAAGCAGUUUGACCCGGGCACCCUGUGGGAAUCGUAGCGCACUGGUGCAGGAGGUCUAUGGCCAAGCAGUGGCCAUGGUCGUUUCCUCCUUGAGGCCCUUAGCCAUGCAGCUGAACACCUUCAAGGUCUUAGCAACCUACCAGGAGCAGCAGCUCAAGCAUCGACAGUUGGAGUACGUUCCCAUGACUGACAGUGCGUCAGUGAUUUCAGAGCUGCAGAUGCUGCUGCAAGAGGUCUCUAUUCCAACAAGUGCACAAGGUCGAGCACUGGCUGCACGCGCAGUGAAGCACUUGGCUCAACCGACGUGUCCAAGCCUUGGGGCAUUCCACCAGACAGACCUUGCGCUCCUGUCGGCCGUAACAGUCGAGACCAUCCUGUUGCUGUGA